GAAAGGGGAAGAGAAAAAAAAAAGAAAAAAGAAAAAAGAAAAAGGGCGUCCAACGAGCGAAGCGAAAGAGCCCGGACCCUCCCACCAAAACGACCAUCCCGAUCUCGCUCCUCUACUCCUCCAACGAGGCUUCGAAACCCUAGCUCUCAUUUAGGAAAUCCUUGAUCUCACAGAUCCAAGAGGGCGAUCCGAAGAGUCGUCUUCGAGAUGCCUGUAGCGGCAUCGGCGAUAUACUUCUUGAAUCUCCGAGGCGACGUCCUCAUCAAUCGCCUCUACCGCGACGAUGUCGGAGGAAAUAUGGUGGAUGCAUUCAGAAUGCAUAUAAUGCAGACAAAAGAACUUGGUACAUGUCCAGUCCGGCAGAUAGGAGGUUGUUCCUUCCUGUACAUGCGAAUUAGCAAUGUGUAUAUUGUGAUUGUUGUUAGUAGCAAUGCGAAUGUUGCGUGUGCUUUCAAGUUUGUUGUUGAGGCUGUUUCUCUAUUUAAGUCAUACUUUGGUGGGGCUUUUGAUGAAGACGCCAUUAGGAAUAAUUUUGUUCUAAUUUAUGAGCUUCUUGAUGAGAUUAUGGAUUUUGGGUACCCUCAAAAUCUUUCGCCUGAAAUCUUAAAACUCUACAUCACUCAGGAAGGUGUUAGGUCACCAUUUUCCUCCAAGCCCUCUGAAAGGCCUGUUCCAAAUGCUACUCUACAAGUCACUGGUGCUGUUGGUUGGAGGCGAGAGGGUCUUGUCUAUAAGAAAAAUGAGGUUUUCUUAGACAUAGUCGAAAGCGUAAAUCUCCUUAUGUCCUCUAAAGGGAGUGUUCUACGAUGUGAUGUGACGGGAAAAAUUCUUAUGAAGUGCUUCCUUUCUGGGAUGCCUGAUCUUAAGUUAGGUUUAAAUGAUAAAAUAGGUCUUGAAAAAGAAUCCCAGAUGAAGUCCAGGCCAACAAAAAGCGGAAAAACUAUAGAACUUGAUGAUGUCACUUUUCACCAAUGUGUAAAUCUGACAAGGUUCAACUCUGAAAAGACAGUCAGUUUUGUGCCCCCCGAUGGUGAAUUUGAACUGAUGAAGUAUCGCAUCACUGAGGGUGUAAACCUUCCAUUUAGGGUGUUGCCAACAAUCAAGGAAUUGGGAAGAACACGAAUGGAAGUUAAUGUUAAGGUGAAGAGUGUCUUUGGCGCUAAAAUGUUUGCACUUGGUGUCGUGGUUAAAGUUCCGGUUCCUAAGCAAACUGCUAAGACAAGUUUCCAAGUAACAUCUGGUAGAGCCAAAUAUAAUGCAUCUAUUGAUUCCAUAGUCUGGAAGAUAAGAAAGUUUCCAGGACAGACUGAGUCAACAAUGAGUGCGGAAAUUGAAUUGAUCUCUACCAUGGGUGAAAAGAAGUCCUGGACCCGGCCACCAAUACAAAUGGAAUUUCAGGUCCCAAUGUUCACCGCAUCAGGUUUACGUGUCAGAUUUCUGAAGGUAUGGGAGAAGAGUGGGUAUAACACUGUUGAGUGGGUUCGCUAUAUCACAAAAGCAGGAUCAUAUGAAAUCAGAUGUUGAGGGAGUACGAAUGUUUUGACUCUUCCUCAUGUAGAAAAAUCGAGGGAUCACCUUCAUGUUUAACUUUUAUAUUAUGCUGCGUAGUUUCCUGUAUUAUUUUAAGAAAUCAGUUCAUCUCAUAAUUUCUCUUUUGUUGCUCUUUCUUACUUUAUGUAGUGGAAGGUAUCGUAUGUAGAUGCGACGGCAUAUCUUGUUAGUUGAUUAUUAUUUGAUUCUUCCUUUUGUGACGACUUUGAUUAUUGUAUGAUAUUCUUUUGCCGCUUGCAUUUUCUGAACGAUC
Ananas comosus (pineapple) is the source of this 1804-nucleotide messenger RNA. RefSeq names its product AP-2 complex subunit mu. The transcript is spliced from 13 exons. Gene Ontology annotation, cellular component: clathrin adaptor complex; cytoplasmic vesicle. Gene Ontology annotation, biological process: endocytosis; intracellular protein transport. Lineage: Eukaryota; Viridiplantae; Streptophyta; Magnoliopsida; Poales; Bromeliaceae. Bases 208 to 1524 code for a protein of 438 amino acids. The record is from RefSeq and is a predicted model, not a curated record.